Hibiscus syriacus is the source of this 945-nucleotide messenger RNA. Its product is annotated as extensin-3-like. The transcript is spliced from 2 exons. Lineage: Eukaryota; Viridiplantae; Streptophyta; Magnoliopsida; Malvales; Malvaceae. The record is from RefSeq and is a predicted model, not a curated record. Bases 44 to 898 code for a protein of 284 amino acids.
GUUGGCAGAGAGCGAGAACAAAACCCAGUAUUUGUAGUAAAAUAUGGGGUCAUCAAUAUUGGCUUCUCUCUUUGGCACUCUGUUAGUGCUCGUGUCUCUCAGCUUGCCUUGUGGAACCACAGCAAAUUCCUCUUAUCCAUCCCCUCCUCCUCCACCACCCUACUACUACACUUCAUCGCCGCCUCCUCCGCCUGUGUACUCUCCACCACCACCUAAGGAGAUUUACAAGUCUCCUCCUCCACCAACUCCAGUUUAUAAGCCUCCAUCACCUCCUUCACCAGUGCAUUUUCCCACACCUCCUUACAAGUACGAGUCCCCACCACCACCACCAUCAUCACAUAAGCACAGAUACAAGUCGCCACCCCCACCCAAAGAACCUUACAAGUCUCAGCCCCCGACACCAACUCCUGUUUAUAAGUCUCCACCUCCUCCACCAGUUUAUAAGUCUCCACCUCCUCCACCAGGUCAUUAUCACCCCCCUUACAAGUAUAAGUCACCUCCACCACCACCACCCAUGCAUCCCUACAAGUCUCCACCUCCACCCAAGGAGUCUUAUAAGUCUCCUCCCCAUCCACCAACUCAUGUUUAUAAGUCUCCACCACCACCGCCAACAGUGCAUUAUCCUCCAAAACCUUACGAGUAUAAGUCUCCCCCACCGCCAUCAUCACCACCCAAGCACCCUCACAAGUACAAGUCUCCACCGCCACCAUCACCACCCAAGCACCCUCACAAGUACAAGUCUCCACCACCACCAUCACCACCCAAGCACCCAUACAAGUACAAGUCUCCACCUCCACCAUCACCGCCCAAGCACCAUUAUAAAUACAAGUCCCCACCCCCACUACCACCAGUUUACAAGUAUAAGUCUCCUCCACCACCUCCUCCUCACCACUACUAAGCAACAGCUCUGACCGCAGAAAAGGAGAACAUAAGAGAGAGUGAGAG